Molecule: messenger RNA, 2354 nt
Organism: Chinchilla lanigera (long-tailed chinchilla)
Lineage: Eukaryota; Metazoa; Chordata; Mammalia; Rodentia; Chinchillidae
Product: ADP-ribosylation factor 2-like
Exons: 5
Coding region: 134-706 (190 amino acids)
Biological process (GO): vesicle-mediated transport; intracellular protein transport
Cellular component (GO): cytoplasm; plasma membrane
Molecular function (GO): GTPase activity; GTP binding
Source: RefSeq, a predicted model, not a curated record
UGGUCGGUUGCUGUUCCCGCCCCCGUCCAGGACCCAUUUUUCUGCGGGGAGUUGAAACCCUAAAGGUAGCAGGGUUGCGGGUGGUGUUUGUAACGGUGCUGACGACGGUGACCGGUUAGAGAACUCAGUUACAAUGGGGAACAUGCUUGAAAAGCUAUUUAAAAGUGUGUUUGGAAAAAAAGAGAUGCGGAUUCUUAUGGUGGGUUUAGAUGCAGCUGGAAAAACCACCAUCUUGUAUAAAUUAAAACUGGGAGAGAUUGUGACAACCAUCCCUACAAUAGGUAUUUCUUUCCAUCUUCCCCAUUUACGUUUUAAUGUGGAGACAGUAGAAUAUAAAAAUAUCAGCUUCACAGUCUGGGAUGUUGGUGGCCAAGAUAAGAUCAGACCUUUGUGGCGACAUUACUUCCAGAACACCCAAGGUCUGAUUUUUGUCGCUGACAGCAACGACCGAGAGCGGGUCAGCGAAGCCCGGGAAGAGCUGACUAGAAUGUUAGCGGAAGAUGAGCUGAGAGAUGCGGUGUUGUUGGUGUUUGCAAAUAAACAGGAUCUUCCCAACGCCAUGAACGCAGCAGAAAUCACGGACAAGCUUGGCUUACAUGCCCUUCGCCACAGAAACUGGUAUAUUCAGGCUAUUUGUGCUACCAGUGGAGACGGGCUUUAUGAAGGCCUGGAAUGGCUCUCCAACCAGCUGAAAAACCAGAAGUGACCCGGAGUUCGUCCCUGAGCACUGCGACAAGUCAGCGGGCCUCUUCGGUGUGCGUGUGGGAGUGAGGAGCCCGUGCGGCUGGGAGCGGGCGGCUUUCUCACACUGUGCCUUGUAUGCGCUGGAAGAAAACCGGUCUGACGUUGCAAACACUACCCUCCACUUCAGUAUCUUUGAUGAUCACUUCUGCAGUUGGCGGAGGAGCCCAGAGGGCUCUGGUGUGUGACAGCCAAAGUGGUCUUCAGGGUGGGAAGGAGCGUUGGAGUGUAUUGUAGCCCUAGGUCUGGCGUCUCUGCACAAAAGGAGUCCUGUUGGACUUUGGUAUCUUUUUGUAAAAAGAAAGGAAUGAAUUAUCCUUUUCCAUGACUGUCAAAGCUAACAGCUCACUUUUUGGUGCUUUAAAACAGAUGGUCCUCCAGAAAAAAAGGCACUUGCUUACUGCAAGUGUGGAGAGGUUCAGACUGGAAUGUUCCCGUACGUUCUAUUUUAGCCCAGGCUGCCUGGUUGAACAUGCUUUACUUACAGAAAUCAGUGAUCUUUUUCACUAGAAUUUCAGAACGGUAACACUAGAAAAUUUUUCAGCUCUUCCCUUUUUUGCCAGAUGGAGACUGUUUGAGGUGGUCACUCAGGUUGGGGCCGAGGCUCUUUCCUGGAGGCCUGGGGUCCACAGUGGAGUGAGGUCGGGUGGAGGAGGUGAGGUAGGGUCACAUUUGUGUUCUCCGAGGCUGCUGUGCCCACUUCCCUCGUCUGUGCCGAAGCUCCCACAUGUGAAGCCGGAGGCUCACUCUUGGGUGACAUUUCUGUCAUUUUGAACAGCUGCCUCAGUUCACCUUGAGCUUUUGGUUAGUUUCUGACCCCAGACCUACACACCUGUAAGUUUUGAGAUUUUAUGAGCGAGUCAAGAAGUUACUUUGGGGGAUGGAGUUCCUGGCAGCCCCUAGAAUUGUCCCCUACUCUGUGCUAAGUUUUCCUGUGAGAAACGUCUGUCUGGGCCACUCUCCAGGGCACUGACUCUUUCCUGAUGGCAGCGUGUUUCAGAAACUGUUUGGAAACGUGCUUCGUGUUGUCCUCUGUUAAUAAAAGUGGUCUGGAGGUGAGCCGGGCUCCCUCAGGCUGGGCUCUUCUGCGCAGACAGCUGCUGGGCACGUUGAUAACUGAGCACUCCCACUGUUCAACCUCUGAAAAUUCCUCUCUAAAAUCUUCAUUCAAAUUAAAGGGAUGGGAGGAUGAAAGGUAAAUUCUUAGUAAAAGUGAAUGCUGUUUAUUGAUACCAAUGCAUUUAUACUAGGAAAGAAUUUCAUGUGGUGGUAAUGUGGGGUAUAAUGUUUUUCUUCAAAAUAUUAACCUUAAAGAGUUGCAACGGUGGCAACUAAAUCCAGAUGUGAUUUGUUACCAUGGAGUAGUUCUUCAGAAAUCUUCAGAUUAUGUGCCUCAAAUUGGCGGGGACUGUGUGUCACCAAUUUUGUGGGUAUUUUUGGUACCAGGAACUGAACUCAUGACCUUGUGCUUGCCGGGCAGGCACUCCACUGCUGAGCUGUAUCCCCGGCCCAGUGAUUUUGUAUUUAUGCUUGCUAUAGUGUCCUGCUGUGGUGGUGGGCCUCAUUAAACACUUGCUGACUGAUUGGACAAUAAAGGACUUGCUGUGGAAGGA